Eurytemora carolleeae is the source of this 2274-nucleotide messenger RNA. RefSeq names its product protein YIPF1. The record is from RefSeq and is a predicted model, not a curated record. Gene Ontology annotation, molecular function: small GTPase binding. Gene Ontology annotation, cellular component: Golgi apparatus; membrane. Gene Ontology annotation, biological process: vesicle-mediated transport. NCBI's taxonomy places the organism in Eukaryota, Metazoa, Arthropoda, Copepoda, Calanoida, Temoridae. The coding region runs from base 69 to 1412 and encodes 447 amino acids. The transcript has 13 exons.
GUCCUGUGAAUCUCUCAGAAGAUUUUAUGUUUUAAAAUACUAUAUAUAUUUUUUAAAUUUACAGAAAAAUGGCGGAUAAGCAUGCUGUUCUGGAACUAGGGGAUGAGGAUUUACAGUUCAGCUCACAUGAUUAUUCUACACAGGGUGCAAGCUCUGGUCUAACUAGCUCUACCCCUGCCCCUCAACCUUCAUCUACAGGCGAGGGCGGAGAGGCGGAGCCCGGAUCUGGGCCAGGUUCCGCCAAUUUCUGGAGUAUAUCCUACUACCAGCAGUGUUUUGAUGUUGAGGAUAAAGAUGUCCUCUCACGUCUCCUUUAUUCUAUGCUGCCUAUCCCCGGAAAAUCGUUCCUGCAACAUCACAUCCGUCCUAAACCUGAUCUGUAUGGACCGUUCUGGAUCUGCGUGACCUUGAUUUUUUCUAUUGCUAUCUCCGGUAACCUGGCAGAUUACCUGUCAACCUCACUGACCGGCCAAGCUAGCUGGCACUACGAUUUCCACAAGGUGACCCUGGCCUCUACAGCUGUAUUCUCCUACGCUGGUUUAAUCCCGGCCUGCCUGUACGGAUACCUGUGGUGGGCAGGACAGGGCGGUACCAUCACUAUAUCUUUCUUAGAACUGCUUUGUCUGUAUGGUUACAGUGUGACCAUCUAUAUACCUAUCUCUCUACUCUGGUUACUCUGCGUCAAGGUUGGUUGGUUACAGUGGGUUCUAGUUCUAGUUGGUGCUUCACUAUCCGGAGCUGUGCUCUUUACAACGGUGUGGCCGGCCAUCAGAGAGAACGCGGCGAAGAGCGCCGGAAUCGUUAUAAUUGUCAUCCUCUCCCUUCACUUUCUCCUCGCUACAGGGUUCAUGCUGUACUUUUUCCAUUCAGGGGCUUCCGCUUCCUCUAUCAUAGUUCCGGUGCCUGAGGAUGCCAAACUUAAUCAGACGCAGAACGAAACUUUACCAGAUCCUGCAGCUCUGUUACAGUCGAACAUUGGAGAGUUAUCAACUGGAUCACCUGCUACUGUGGAGAAAGAUGCAGAUCCCGGAGAAAACACCAAUCCUACAGUCCCUGCAUCUGACGAAGCUGUAGAUAACUCUGCAGAAACAGUAUCUGCUGAUGAUUCCGCUGAAGAUAAUUCGGACAAAAACUUAAAUCAAGCUGAAGAGAAAUCCAAAGCGGAUUCAAACUAUGCUGGUGUUCCAAAACCUGCAGAGGUUAAAAAGUCAGAAGAUGGUUCAAAGAUCGUCGAAGAUCCCAAGCCCGCUGAUGAUCCUAAGCCCGUUGUAAGCUCUGAAACCGUCCAUGGUUCUAAGUCGGACGACAAAGAUGCGCACGCCGCUGAUUCUGAUAAGCCUGCUUCAACGAUAAAUACGACCGCCGCCGAUUCAGUCGGCGCUCCCGAGAGUAAAAAGAAAGAUAAAGAAUAAUAUCAAAAUUUAUUAGAUUUUUAAUUCAAAAUUUUCUUAUUAAAUUAACAUAACACUAAGCCUGGGCCUAGUUCUCUGUGAUACAUUCGUAGCAUUUUAACAAAUUGAUUUAAUUUCCUUUUACUGUGCAAUCCUGUUCAGUGUAAGCCAUUCUGUUUAUUCUUACCUUUUGAAAGGCCAAUCUAUCAAUGAUAUGGGCACCGUGCAGUUGAAUGUGAUGCAUUGAAUAUCAAUUUUCUUGGCUAAAUUCGUGAUUAAAAUCACUUUUUUAUUAAAAAAUCUUUUUUGAACUCUAAAUGAUUUUCAGAGAAGUUCAACAAAAUUAAUUUUCAUUGUCAUUUUAAAAAUUCUUUCAAAUUCCGUAAAUGGUUUGAUAUUAUGAAAGUUUUUCCAUUCUAUCAUUAUUUCUAUUUAUACGUAGCACCGUGAUCAUGUUAAAUUACUUUUUUUUGAGUUUAUGUACAGUGUUUACUUGAUAUUUAUAUAGAACUGUACUGUGUACUGUACCGUUGUGUUUUACAGAAUGCUCGGCCCGACCUAGCGACGGAAAAAUGGCGCGAAAAGGUGGAUUCACCAUAGACGAUGCAUUCGAGGAGAGCGAAGAGGAUAAAAUUCGAUUGUAUAACUCUGAAUCCUCGCCUCUACAACUUGUUUUCUCCGAAGAGGAUGAAAAAAAUCUAGAAGGAGAUGAAGAAAAUGAUAAGGCUGAAGGGUUCCAGACGACCAAUAAACCUCCUAAAAGUAUUAUGAAGAAUUCGAUGCUUCUCAAUCCUUCCCUGAGAGGACUUAAAUCAAGGGAUGAUAAUGGAUCUAUAGACAGUAACUCCUUAAUACAAGGACAAAGUUCAGGAUACUUUGAUUC